Ooceraea biroi (clonal raider ant) is the source of this 2458-nucleotide messenger RNA. Its product is annotated as geranylgeranyl pyrophosphate synthase. Gene Ontology annotation, biological process: isoprenoid biosynthetic process. The record is from RefSeq and is a predicted model, not a curated record. Gene Ontology annotation, molecular function: prenyltransferase activity. NCBI's taxonomy places the organism in Eukaryota, Metazoa, Arthropoda, Insecta, Hymenoptera, Formicidae.
UAUUUAAGUUUAAAUAUGGAAUAUAAAUAAUAUAAAUAGUAAUGCAUUAUCAGUCAACAAAAGCACACACACACACACACACACACACACACACACACACACACACACACAUAUACAGACAGGAUUUGUUAAGAGCGAGAGAAUAAUGUUACAUGGAAGGAUAAUUUUCCAUAUUCAAGCAAAACAAAUUACAAAAAGUAAAUGUUAAUACAAAUACAUAUUUUUACUAUGUGAAGAUAAAUAUAACACGCGAAAAACACAAUUUAGACAUUAAUUAUAAUUUUUCAGAAACUGAUGUGUUUUUCAACUUGCACCUGACGUUGAAUUUUCAUCGCAGUAUUGAAGAAAAAGUAUGUCGUAAAGACUUAAGACUGAAGGCAAAUUUGGUCUUUAUAAUUCUUCAUGUAUUGCAAACCAAAACUGCAGAUUAACAUAUAAAGAAAAAGUGCAGAAAAUAUAAAUUAAUGCAAUGAAUUAUUUAUUAAAUACAAAUCGUAAUAUUUUUUUAUACUGAUAAUACAAUGAACAACGAAUAUAUAGAGUUAAAUUGCCGUUAUUUUAAGUUAUUAGAAGAAUGCAAGUUGUUUAAAACAGUUGAUAAACAUGGAUUAUAAUAAUAUUUGAGGAAAUAGACACUUAGGCAAGAGGUGAAAUCGAUUCCUUGAAAAAUAAUACGUUUUUAAUGAAGACUCUAGAAUUUCCCGAAACAUCACCGUAUCUGAAUAUUAUAAAAAUGUGAUAUUAUAUGUAUAGGUAUAUGAAAACAUUAAAACAAACCCGAAUGAAAUUUAACGAAAACUGGAAGAAGAAUCUUUCCUCGAACUUGAAAGAGAGAAACAUUGAUCGAAUCGAUUAAUCAAUUAAUUAAUUAAUGUGAAUAUAUAAUAUAUUACAUUAUAUAACAAACCAAGGGAGCUUAGUAUCGGAGUUCAGCCUUGAUGAUACGAACUGCAAUGACUGCGAAAUUUCGCCAAGCUGUCAUAGAACGCAGUAUCUAUCCAGAAGAAUCACUGACCAUAUCGUUUCGUGGAUAUGCAUGCUUAUGUCUUGGAACGAGCGGCUACUUAUAAUGACUGUACAGUGACAAGUCACAAAGAUGAGUCUGAAUAAAAUUGCUCCCUUUUACUAUUCGAUGAAAGGUGAUAAAGCCGAGGACGAUAAAUUGUUGGAACCGGUCAACUAUAUUCUUCAAGUUCCUGGGAAGCAGAUCAGACAAAAAUUAGUACAGGCAUUUAAUUAUUGGUUAAAGAUACCAGAUGACAAGAUACAAACAAUCGAAGAAAUUGUGGAAAUGUGUCACAAUUCGAGUCUUCUAAUUGACGAUAUUCAAGAUAACUCUGUUUUGCGUAGGAGCAUUCCUGUCGCUCAUUCUAUUUAUGGAAUCCCUGCUGUGAUCAACACCGCAAACUAUAUCAUCUUUAUUACUUUAGAAAGAGCUAUUAGUCUGCAACAUCCUGCAGCAGCAAAAAUAUUUGCGGAGCAAUUAUUGGAACUUCACAGGGGACAAGGAAUGGAAAUUUAUUGGAGGGACCAUUUCAUCUGUCCGAGUGAGGCUGACUACAAAACUAUGAUAAGAAAAAAGACUGGUGGGCUUUUCACUCUGGUGGUAAGAUUAAUGCAACUAUUUUCAUCUUACAAAGAAGACUUUUCGACGCUGAUAACUAAUUUAGGAUUAUAUUUCCAAAUACGCGACGAUUAUUGCAAUUUGUGUCUUAGUGAAUACACAGAAACUAAGAGUUACUGCGAGGAUUUAACUGAAGGAAAAUUCAGCUUUCCGAUUAUCCACGCGCUUACAACCAAUCCCGACGAUAGGCAAAUAAGAAAUAUUCUGAGACAACGACCCAAAGAGAUCGAAGUGAAACGUCACUGCGUUCAAUUGUUGGAGAAGUUUGGCUCUUUUGAGUAUACGAGAAGAGCGCUCGAAGAAUGGGAUGCAAAAACGAGGAUUGAAAUUGAACGUCUUGGUGGAAAUCCGCUCUUGAAAAAAAUUUUAGACAGCCUGAAAAACUGGAACUAAAAAAUCUGUUAAUUGGCCUAAAGAUCUGUUAAUUGGAAUAAUUUUAAGUUUUAGAUCGUUUGUAUAUAUCUGUGUUACAUGCAAUCAAGUAGUGCAAGAGUUUUUAGUUUGCUUAUAGAAUUUUUUAAUGGAACGUUACUAUUUUACAAUCAGAAUUAAAUGAAACAAUUAGCAUGCUUUGUUAUAUUUGGAGAAAGGCUCUGUUUGUUCUGUAAUAUAAAAAUUGAUGAAAUCUUCUUCAGCUUUUUCGUAAAUCACAGAAAAGGAUACUUUCAAGAAAUGUUUAUUAGCAAUAAUGACGUGUGUACAAUAAUUUAAUUUUAACAUACCGGAUGAUCGUCUUAUCAAGAAAUUUUACAGUUAUUUGUACGUGUCCAUGCGAUUACAUAUUGUACAUUUGUACCUGUUAUGUGUGUUCUGAAGUACAUGGUAUAUAGAAAA